GUGAAGGAUCUUUACGAUAUGUAAUUUGAGGAGCAUGCGAGAACUAAUCGGAGCUUUCCACCUGAUUCGCUAAGACAGCGAGCAGCCAUGGCUUCAGUUUAUUCACCCUCCACGUGGACCAAAGUUGCCGCGGUUUCAGGUGCAGCGGCGGUGGGUCUAGGCGCGUACGGAGCGCACGCGUUCAAACCGGAAAACCCCGUCUAUAAGGAGGUGUGGCGGACAGGGAAUCUCUACCACCUCGUGCACUCGGCUGCUCUCCUUGCGUCUCCUCUAGUCAAGCGACCCGACCUCUAUGGCAGCCUUCUCACCUUUGGGAUCGUUGCUUUCUCUGGCAGCUGUUACCUGUCAGCAGCAUUUGAGAACAGGGCUCUGGGUGUUGGGGCCCCCUUUGGGGGAUUCGCUUUCAUUGGAGCCUGGCUUUCGGCAGCCUUUUGAUUGGCCCUCUUCCGCCUCGAAUUUGGCUCGCUGAUAAUGUAUUCAGUGUUUGUGUGUAACUUGUGUACGUACAGAGUUACAUGCUGUAAAUAUGCCAUGAAAUAAAUGCU
Closterium sp. NIES-67 is the source of this 545-nucleotide messenger RNA. The record is from the annotation of a GenBank genome assembly. Lineage: Eukaryota; Viridiplantae; Streptophyta; Zygnematophyceae; Desmidiales; Closteriaceae.